ACACCAUCUUAUUAUGAUAAACAUGUGAUUACGAAACAAACCUUAGACGGACUUAACGCAUUUAACCGUAAGGUUGAAGCAUAUUCACUUUUGUUAAAAGAGUAUAAUGAACAUACACCUCCAACUUCAUCGUCAUCUGUGUUAUCUCAACCUCUCACUCCAACAAAAGAAAUUGAUCUAGACGAUUUUAUUUUUGGUUCUCAAUCAGCAACUACUAAUUCAUCCCAUACUGAGUUUGAUUUAUACACAAAAGAACAAGAAAUAGAUAGAACAGAUUGUCCAUUAAAUUGGUGGAAGUCUAAUUCUAAAAAAUAUCCAGUAAUAUCAAAAAUAGCUAUGAAAUAUUUAUGUAUACAAGAUACAAUAAAGAAGACCUCAAUAAAAGAGGUCGAAACGUUUGUUUUGUUAAAGAUUUUUAAAUGUUUAAAUAAAAGUACGGAAUUAAAGUAUCGUCCUUUAACUCAAAUAACCGUUCAGUUAGUUGAAUUACAAAAAGGAGUCGCCGAAAACCAAAAUCGACUAACGCAAUCAGAAAUAAAAAUUCGUCAAGGUGAAGUUAGAAUGGAAGUCUACGAAAAAGGACAAGUCAUACAAGCAAUAGAACUAAAAUAA
Molecule: messenger RNA, 612 nt
Organism: Didymodactylos carnosus
Lineage: Eukaryota; Metazoa; Rotifera; Eurotatoria; Philodinida; Philodinidae
Source: the annotation of a GenBank genome assembly